UUCCCGUGACUGCCCGCUACCCAGGAAGUCGUCGUGUUACUUUUCUCCUCCUCCUCUUCCAGUCUUGCGAGAAAAGAGAGAAACUAAGGGACGUUAAGUUGCUUUCAUAGCCCGGAAACUAGAAGGAGAACAGUUUCACAGCGGCUCCAUAAGGCCUCUCGGCUCCUGUCGUUUGCCUUUGCCGAUUGUCAUCGAAGAAACGGUGCAGAAAUGGCCACAAGAGGAAGAAAUAGUCACACAGUCAAGGUGGAAGAGGAUAUCGAAAGUUGAGAAUCUGACAGAAUCACAACUUUUCACCAAUAUGAGUCCUGCCCUUCAUCAUAUUUUGUCCAUCUUCGCCUUCAUUGACACUGUAUUGUGUCCUUAUACCUUUAUUUACGGCACAGUGAGCCAACAAGCUGCAACCCCAGAUCUCUGAUUAUGUGCUUGUAAUGAUACACAGGCUGCCCUUCCCAUAUCUCAUUCCUAUUGUCUGUAACAAGGACACGUCUUUCUAUUCAGACCCUGUCCUCUUGAACUCACCUCCCUCCCUUUGGGUUUCUGGGCCAUGCUCCGUAAGAAAGGCUCUCUCAUUCUUUGUGGUACGUUCCUGUUUGUCACCUGGAACGCCAUACUAGUGCUUCUGCUCUGGGGCAGACCCCCACCUGGCCAGCUGGGUGAGCCUGGCCGAGAGCAGAGCGAAGUGGCUGAAAGGCCAACCAAUGAUGUGGUGGGAGAUGUGCUCCGAAUGGCAAAUGCGUUCGAAGCAGAGCUUGAAAUGCAGAAAGAAAUCCUGCUGCAGAUCCAGAAUUAUCAGUCACUGUGGGAGCCAUCAAACAAAGACAGACCAAAGGUUGUCGUCCCCCGUCAGCCUGUCAUUCCUAUCCUGGUAAUCGCCUGUAACAGGGUCACCGUGAGGCGCUGCUUGGACAAACUCUUGCAGCACCGUCCUUCAGCAGAGCUGUACCCAAUCAUAGUGAGUCAGGACUGUGGACAUGCAGAGACUGCUGAGGUGAUUCGUUCUUAUGGAAAUCAAGUAACUCAUCUGAAACAGCCGGACUUGUCAGAUAUCGCUGUGCAACCACAGCACAAGAAGUUUCAGGGUUACUACAAAAUCUCCAGGCAUUACCACUGGGCUCUCAACCAAGUAUUCAAGACCCUUUCUCAUUCCUCUGUUGUGAUUGUAGAGGAUGACCUGGAGGUGGCGCCAGACUUCUUUGAAUACUUCAGAGCCUUGCUGCCACUCCUGAAAUCUGACCCCAGUCUGUGGUGUGUGUCAGCAUGGAAUGACAAUGGCAGGGAUGGCUAUGUGGAUCCAGGCAAGGCUAACCUGCUCUACCGGACGGACUUCUUUCCCGGUCUGGGAUGGAUGCUCCUCAAGGAGGUGUGGGAGGAGCUGGAGCCCAAGUGGCCCGCUUCAUUCUGGGACGACUGGUUGCGUCAGCCAGAGCAGCGCCGCAACCGUGCCUGUAUACGCCCCGAGAUCUCACGAACUUUAACCUUUGGCCGGCAAGGCGUGAGUCUGGGUCAGUUUUAUGACAAGUACCUGCGAUACAUUAAACUGAAUACCGAAUUUGUGCCUUUCACCAAGUUAGACCUGAGUUACUUGAAGGAGGAGACGUACAGAAAAGUUUUUGAGAAGGAGGUUUACAGUGCUCCUAUGGUGACAUAUGAAGAUGUCAAGCAGGGGCAGCUGAAAGGACCCGGGCCCUUCCGCCUUCAAUACUCAAGUAAGGACAGUUUCAAAGUGAUGUCCAAAAACCUGGGAAUCAUGGAUGACUUGAAGUCUGGAGUCCCAAGGACAGGAUACAGAGGGGUUGUCAGUUUCAUCUCAAGAGGACAGAGAAUCUACUUAGCCCCUCCUCCAGGAUGGACCCAGUAUGAUACCACCUGGAGCUGAUGACACAGCCCAAAGCCUAUGUGCAGAAGCCUUUUUGUAAUCUCUAAUUGUCAGUUGGGGAACGCAUUCCAAACCAAAGACUUAUCUCCUUAAAGUUUCUCUUUGAUUGAAUGAUAUGUCUAGCUCAUCGUCCUUGAUAAUGCGGAAUGGAUUGUCCCUCUUUCUGGUGUAGGAGUUAUUGCCAAUGCCACUCAGGUCUUUUUCAUUAUUCCAAAAACAUUUCUUACAGUGUUGGAUACAGCCUAAGCAAUUUGUCAGACAUAACUGCUGUUAUUCUGUGGAAAUCUAUUUUUAUAUUAUGCUAAUUGUGCACAUGAUUUUCAUUAAUGAAUUCAAUGCAAUUCCAUAGUUUGCCACUUUUGUUUAAAUUAUUUGCAAUUUCUGGUAGCCUGUAUGAACUGUUUGUGUCUCGUACAAAUAUGAAAACAAUCUGUGGUAUGGUUGCUUAUGGUGGUGGUGACUGGUCAUAACUGCAGUAUAAUCUGUCAUAUGAUUCUCAGUGUUUGUCUUUAAUGAAAAUCAGCUCUUCCUGCUUACAUUUUACAGUCAAAUCAUUUUGUUUAAUGAUUCUCCAAUGUAGUGCUCCUUGCAGGUUUGUUACCUUGCAAACUGACAUUUGUGUUUGUAUAUUUUCGGAAUAAAAAACAAUACAUAA
Siniperca chuatsi (mandarin fish) is the source of this 2534-nucleotide messenger RNA. It is a transcript of the gene mgat1a, whose product is annotated as alpha-1,3-mannosyl-glycoprotein 2-beta-N-acetylglucosaminyltransferase a. The record is from RefSeq and is a predicted model, not a curated record. Gene Ontology annotation, molecular function: alpha-1,3-mannosylglycoprotein 2-beta-N-acetylglucosaminyltransferase activity. The coding region runs from base 548 to 1879 and encodes 443 amino acids. The transcript is spliced from 3 exons. Gene Ontology annotation, biological process: protein N-linked glycosylation. NCBI's taxonomy places the organism in Eukaryota, Metazoa, Chordata, Actinopteri, Centrarchiformes, Sinipercidae. Gene Ontology annotation, cellular component: Golgi apparatus.